This is a messenger RNA of Macadamia integrifolia, 4215 nucleotides long. RefSeq names its product pentatricopeptide repeat-containing protein At3g04760, chloroplastic-like. The record is from RefSeq and is a predicted model, not a curated record. Lineage: Eukaryota; Viridiplantae; Streptophyta; Magnoliopsida; Proteales; Proteaceae. The transcript has 2 exons. Bases 1858 to 4071 code for a protein of 737 amino acids. Gene Ontology annotation, molecular function: protein binding.
CUCCGCCAAGAAAUGGCGCCGUAGACGAUUUCGAUCCAAGUAGCGCAUUAGGUUUCGAAACAGAAAAAGCCCAGCUCUACCAUAGAUUAGGCUCGUAGUCAGACGAGCUGAACUGCAAGAAGUCUACUCGUCGUUGAGUCUUUCCGUCUGCGAGAAUAGCCACCCACUUCGAUUAUCCACUUCCUAGUGAGAACUGAAACUGAACCGAUCCUCAGUCAUAACCAGUUCCCAAACCAUUUAAGCCCAGGCCCAUUUACAAUUGUAAACCCAAAUCCAACGGUCGUAUUUUAAACCAUUUAUCGCCGGUUAAGCGACAGCAGUGUAGGUUUGCAGCUUUUGAAGUUUACAGUUGCACAACGAUGAGGAUUAAAGAUAAAAAUCCUCUAUUGUUCUAAUCUCCUGGUUUUCCAUGUUUUGCUAGGUGCAGAACGCGACACGUGGACAGUCCAUCACCAACGGUCUAGAUUAAGAAGGUUGGUUGAGGCUAUCAAAACCGGUUUACAAGUGUGGAUGACUCGAACCGGUUCACCCAAACAGCGACAAUGUCUUCAACGAAGCCUUUGUACCCUCAAUGAUGUGCUUCCGAGACAAACCCUUGUCAUUAGGACCCGAACCUCCCCAUAAGAUCUUGGUAGACACAACGACGUCGGAUCGCUUCCAUCCAAGCUCUCGUAUUGCUUGUCCCAUGAUCUCCUCAGCACGGCCAUUGGCGUAGACUUCGGCGUUGUCGUAGAAAUUGACACCACAGUCACGGCAGCACUGGAGAGUUGUGAUCUGUUAGUGUUGGUGUUAGUGUUAGUGUUAGUGUUAGGGAUGAUCAAUCUUACUCCUCUACCUGUAAAGGAUGCAAUCUGCAAUAGCACAAUCUGUCUUACUUUAGCUUAGAUCUUCAAAUGUGUUCGAUGAAAUGACUGUGAAUCAUCUUUAGAAAUCAAGUAACCUUACCCUGUAUGAUAUUAGUUUGAAAUUUUAUCCAAAACCUAGAUCUGAUCCUGAAAGAGGAAAGUUUUUUUCAAAUCGAUAGAGAGAAUCCGGCUACAGAGAUGUUCAAGGAAACAAGGAUUGUGUCUUUUGUUUCCUUUUGGAUUUGUUGAAGCCGGAUUUGUUUCUACAUGAGAACGAGUUCGUCUUUGAGUCGAGAAUCGGGGCCGUAAGAGUCUACCCGGAAAAUGACCUUUCCUUUGGUGUCGUGAACGGCGAAACCGUCGCCGGGGAAGAAGUGAGACGUCUUGAGUACUGUUAGCUGGGUCUCCUCUUUGAAGCAGAAGCUUUCCUCAACGACAACGCCGGUGCUCAUGGUUUGUUAGCUCUUUCUUCUUCUCCGCUGUUGUUCAAUCCAGAUCAUUCAAAAACUUUUCAGGACGAUAGUAGAAGAGAAAAUGGAGAAGAAAAGACUUUUACAAGAGACUGAGUGCAACUUCUCGGUCUGGUUCACAAGGAGAAAACCCGGUUUUGGUAGCCUCAACCAACAUAUAUCAUCUUGACCGUUGGUGAUGUACCAUCAGAUUAGAACAACAGAGGAUUUUUAUCCGAGGAUUAAAGUCUAAACUCUCAAGUCAUGUCUCAAGUUGUGGCUGAGAAGUGGAGGACUGAAGGUGAAAGGAUCUUCACUUGGGAAGGUAGAAUUUGAUAAGCCAUUGAAUCAGUCAGUGCAUUCAAGACUUUCUGAUCAGGGCUUUUGAGCUUUAAUGGCGGCUUGUUCUGGGGUUUUUCUCUCCUGAGCCGAUAAAUCCAAUUUGUUGGUCGGAGAAGUCUCUCGAGUAAGAAACCGAAACAGGGUCAUUCUCUACUUUGCUGAUUCAGUUUAUUUUUCGAACAGCCCGCGACGAACAGAGAAAUAGAGCUUUUCUGCUAGUCAUGCCUUGCUAUGUUUCCUCUGUGACAAGUCUAUCAAGUAGAUUCUGCAGAAAGGCGUGGUCUUGUUGUAAGUUACUGAACUUUUCUGUGUUGUGUUCUGUUGAAACCAUAGAAUUUCCAGACGAAAGAACUAGCCAUGACAAUAACGGUGAAAUCCCAGUUCAAAACCCAUAUUUGUAUUAUGUUAUGUUGCAGCGUGGUAUGCAGAAUUAUGCAGCUUCUGGUUUUUACAAAGAAGCUUUGCACACCUUAAAUCUCAUGACACAUAUAACCGGGAAGCCAACUGUGUAUGAUUAUAAUUCGUUUAUGUACCAUUAUCUGAAGUCAAGAAAAACGUCAAUGCAAAAUUUAGUUGAAGUGUAUGAUCUGAUGAGAGGAUUUGGGCCUCCUCCAAAUGCCUUCACUUAUAAUACUCUCUUGAAUGGAUUACUCUCUUUAUUCUCUUUAGGGGCAUUGCAGUAUGCAUUUUAUUUCACAGAGGAGAUGUAUAGAAAUGGAUUUGUACCAUCUUUCAGUCUUUUGUCAAGAUUAUUGAAAAACUCUGUCAAGUUGGGGGAUUUAAUGGGUUCUCUUUAUGUGUUUGAACUGAUGUUGAGAUUGGAGUAUUCUCCAACCAAAAACACUUCAAACAUGUUGAUUUUUAGCCUCAGCAGAGCUCAAAAAGUUCAUGAAGCAUACUUUGUGCUCUCUGUGCUUUUGGACAAGGGUUUUUUUCCUACUUUGUGCAGUUAUAAUUCAAUUCUUUGGGCUUUAUGCAAGUCUAGCCAGAUUUAUACUGCUUGGGCACUGUUUUGUUAUCUGAAGAAGAAGGGACUUGUUAAUGACGUGUCAUCAUAUUCAGCUUUGGUUCAUGGUUUUAGCAGAGAAGGGCUAUGGGAAGAAGCUUAUCAUGUUUUAGAAGAGAUGCAGAAGGAAGGGUGUAAAGCUAAUGUCGUCACCUACACUACCAUCAUUAAGUUUCUUUGUGAUGAUGGGAAGAUCGAAGAGGCUUCCUGCCUAUUGGAUAGAAUGGAAAUGGAAGGGUGUGAACCAGAUUUGGUUACAUACAACAUAAUUCUUCGUGCACUUUGUCACAAAGAUAGAAUUUUAGAAGCUUUUGAGCUCUUUCAUGUUAUGGAUGAAAAAGGGUUAUCUCCUGACCCCUUCACGUAUGCUGCUGUGGCUGGGGGGCUGUUAAAAGCAGGAAGCAUAGGGGUUGCAACUCAGUUCUUGCUUGAUUUCUCCUCCAGGGGCUGUUUAGUGGAUGCUGCUACUUGCAACAUCUAUUUGCAUUGUUUAUGUAAUUUAGGUAAAUCAGGAGAAGCAUUAUUAUGGCUAAAAAGUAGGAUGGAACGUGGUUUUACACCAAAUCACAUCACAUAUAACACAAUUUUGAAUGGAUUCUGUAAGGAUGGUAAUGUGGACAAAGCAUUGGAGCUCUUGGAUCACUUUGAAUGGGCUGAUAAUAGGCCUGACUUGGUUUCCUUUAACACAAUUAUGUCCAUGGCUAGCAAGCUGGGAGAUUCUGCAAUGCUUCGAAGGGUCUUGUAUCGUAUGGAAUUUGAAGAUUUUAAGCUUAAUAUAAUUAGUUCAACUUGUCUGAUUCGGUAUUUCUGUAAAAUGCAGAAGUUCUCUGACUGUAUUAAGCUUUUGGAGAGUAUGAUCUGCAAUGGCCCCACUCCUACAAUAGUCACUUACAAUGUUCUUUUGGACAACCUUUGCAAGAAUGGGUUACUUGGAGCUGCAUAUCGGAUUUUUAGGGUCCUUAAAAGCAACGGACCUUCUCCUGAUACAAUUUCAUACAAUAUUCUUAUAAACUCUUUCAUACACGAAGGAGAUGAUUUGAUGGUGAAACAGUUGUUAAGGGAUAUGCAUAAUCAGGGAAUGCAGCCGGAUUCGGUUACAUAUGGGUCCUUUAUCUAUAGCCUUUGUAAAGAAGGGAAGGUAUCAGUUGCCCUCCACCUGCGGGACCAGAUGGUAGAGGCUGGGGUUAAGCCAAGUAUCGUCAUAUACAAUACCUUAUUGAAUGCCAUGUUUCAAAAUGGCAAAUUGUGGGAGAUUUUCUUGCUAUUGAAAGAGAUGGCAGUAAACGGACCUGAGCCAGAUAUGGUAUCUGCUGAUAUUCUAAAUCGAGCUAUUUCUAAAGGCUGGAUAAAGAGAUUUCCCAAGGCCAUGAAAGCUAUUGAACUCGUGAUUGGCAACAAAUCAGCAGAGAAACUUAUGUUGCUACAAUAACAGGCUGAAAGACUAGCAAACUGAUCUUUUGUGAAGUCGCUCUUUUUAUUGCUGGUGGAUUCAAGGUCAACCAGGUUGGAUUGGUCUUCAUAAAGUUUCCCUAGAAGAUGUUCACAUGAAAAACAGGUAUCACAUAUACCUAUC